This is a messenger RNA of Scophthalmus maximus (turbot), 12393 nucleotides long. It is a transcript of the gene sfpq, whose product is annotated as splicing factor proline/glutamine-rich. Gene Ontology annotation, cellular component: nucleus. Gene Ontology annotation, biological process: regulation of DNA-templated transcription. NCBI's taxonomy places the organism in Eukaryota, Metazoa, Chordata, Actinopteri, Pleuronectiformes, Scophthalmidae. The transcript has 12 exons. The record is from RefSeq and is a predicted model, not a curated record. Gene Ontology annotation, molecular function: RNA binding. The coding region runs from base 135 to 2024 and encodes 629 amino acids.
CUCGACUCAGCCGUUGGUCGCCAUUUUGAGACGACUGACCAGCUAACACAGUGAGACGGAGGCUGUUACGCAGCGACUCUAAAACGUGUUUGGGGUAUUUUAAUUAAAAUUAGUUUUGUCUAAUAUUAGAUCCAAUGUCUCGAUUUAAUAACAAUCGCGGCGGACUCGGGGGGAUGAAUCACUUCCAGGCGCGCAGAGGCGGGCCCGGCGGCCCCAUGCGAGGGGGACUAAUGGGGAACCCGAACUUCAGGAGCCAUCCCUUUCAAAACCAGAACCAGAAUCGGAGAGGACAGAACAACAGCUUCAACAAACCGAACAAUCAGGGGCCGCAGGUGACUCCCCAGAAGCCACAGCAACUGCCCAUCAUCCCUCCACCGACCCCCGGCCCGGCGCUCACGAUGAAAGGCCCGAUGCAGCAGCAGAACGCGGCGGCGGCGGCAGCGGCGCUGCAACAAAAGCCGGUAACUCCUGCGCCCCAGCCGAAGAUUCAGUCCCCACCGCCGAAACCUAUCGUGACCUCCCCUCCACCCAAUAUGGCAAACAAGAACCAGAACCAGAACCAGAAUCAGAAUCAGAACCAGCAGCUGAAGUCGCCGGUCGGAAAUGCCAACGGACAACAGCACAAGCAGCAGCAGCAGCAGCAGCUCCCACACCCGAGCCCGAAGACCGGGCCCCCGCAGGGCCAGAAGUCAGGCCCCCAACAAGGCCAGAGGACGGGGCCACCGUUGAUCAAGAAGGAGCGAAUGGAGUCGGAGAAGAAUGCUUCAAACGCGGAGGCAGCAGAGCCACAGGAGGGAUUCAAAGCGACACUGUCCAUGCUGCUGAAACCCGGCGAGAAGACGUACACACAGCGGUGCCGCCUGUUCAUCGGUAACCUGCCCAGCGACAUCUCAGAGGAGCAGUUCAAGAAGCUGUUCGCGAAGUACGGAGAACCCAGCGAGGUCUUCAUCAACAAAGGCAAAGGCUUUGGUUUCAUCCGACUGGAGUCCCGUGCACUUGCGGAGAUAGCAAAGGCAGAGUUGGACGACACGCCGAUGAGAGGCAGGCUCCUGCGCGUGCGAUUCGCCACACACUCCGCUGCUCUGUCGGUGAAGAAUCUGUCGCCGUUUGUCUCCAACGAGCUCCUGGAAGAAGCUUUCUCCCAGUUCGGAAUGGUGGAGAGGUCCAUCGUCAUUGUGGACGAUCGUGGGCGCUCCACGGGCAAGGGCAUUGUCGAGUUCGCCUCCAAACCCGCAGCGAGGAAGGCUCUGGACCGGUGCAACGAAGGCGUCUUCCUUCUCACUACGUCACCCCGACCUGUUAUUGUUGAGCCUCUGGAGCAGUUUGACGACGAAGACGGACUUCCAGAGAAAUUGGCACAGAAGAAUCCCAGAUAUAAUGCAGAGCGUGAGGAACCUCCCCGCUUUGCUCGGCCUGGCACUUUUGAAUUUGAGUACUCAAAGCGAUGGAAGUCGCUCGACGAAAUGGAGAAGCAGCAGCGGCAGCAGGUGGAGAAGAACAUGCGCGAGGCCCGAGAGAAGCUCGAGAGCGAGAUGGAGGAUGCUUACCACGAGCACCAGGCCAAUCUACUCAGACAAGAUCUGCUGAGGCGACAGGAAGAACUUCGACGCAUGGAAGAGCUGCACAGUCAGGAAAUGCAAAAGAGGAAGGAAAUGCAGAUCAGACAAGAGGAAGAACGACGCCGGCGUGAAGAGGAGAUGCUUCGUAAAAGGGAGAUGGAAGAACAGAUGCGGCGUCAGCGUGAGGAGAACUACAGGAUGGGCAAUUUCAUUGAUAGGGAACGGGAAAUGAGAAUGAAUCCUGGUGGCGCUUUGGGCAUGGGUGCCGGCCAGAAGUUCCCCAUGGGUGGAAUGGGCUUUGAGGGACAGCAGGGAAUGGGACAGUCCCCAGGAGGCCUGAUGGGCAACGAAAUGCGCAAUGAGCGCUUUGCCCAGGGCGGUCCUAGGGGGAUGGGUCCCGGUAACCCCAAUUACGGCAGGGUCCGCGAGGAGUUUGACGGUCCCCCUAAGAAACCCCGUUUUUAAACGCUGCUCUUUGAUGCUGCCAUCAGCAACCUUUGUAUAGAUUCUUCAAAACCAACACGUCGAGUCGAAUUUCUUGUAUUUAAGUUUAAAUUGUUGCUAAAUUUUAGCCUGACAAUUUGCUCAUUUUAUGACAGUCAAUAUUUUCAUUUUUUAUUUUUAUUUUGUAUUGUCAGUAGUUUGGAAAGGUAGCCCACCCUCAUGUGAUCAAUUAGUUCUUCCUGACCCAUGUACAAUUUUCUUUUCUAGAUGUAUUAUGCUCUGUGAGUCGUCGUGAAGUGAUAAUUGUAACAUUUUUCUCAACUUUCUAUGGCUGUGUUUUGUGCCAUAAAUUUGGAAUCUAAGCAUGUAUUAUAAUAAAGACAAAUUGGUUCUAUGAGGACAAACCUUUUAACAUUUAUUCCUAAAAGAUGAAGCGUACAGUACUUAAGAAAAACAAACCAAUUCUUUGUUUUCACAAGUGAAAAUAAAUUGGGUAAAUUUGCCACAUUAGCUCUUAAAGGCUCUAUGUGUUAUCUCUGCCGCAAUCCUGACCUCUGAAGUUCAGUGACGCGAACGCUAACAAAAACCAAAACAAGCAUUUGCUUCAAAUGUUCUGCUCCGUAAUUUUCUUCCGUUCAAAUUCAAUUAUUCAGAUAAAGCCCAAUUGCACUGGUAAGACAUUCACCACAGCACCACAUAGUUUAAAAUUUUAAAAGAGACAUGUUUCACUUUUUCUUUAGUAUUUCCCCUUUCAUCUAGUGUUUUAUGUUUUUUGUGUAUGUCUGAAAAUUAAAAAAGCCUUAAGUCCACGGUAAAGAGAGCCCCUCCCCCCCAAAAAAAGGGUCAGUGAGGCUCCUGAAACCUCAGUAAUCAGCCGAUACUUAACUGUAACCGUAAAUUGGUGACAAAGACAUAUUACAGAUGUCUUGCAGCUUGUUUGACACGCCCCCAACAAAACAGAGAAACGAGAACGAGAGAACUUCCUACAAGCGCUGGAAGUGGUUGACCAAUCACAACAGAUAGGGGCCAGCUGGCCAAUCAGAGCAGACUGAGCUUCAUUGGGAGGGAGGGGCCUUAAAGAGACAGGAGCUAAAACCAAGUGUUUCACACAGAGGCUGGAGAGAGGGGCCUCAUGGAUGGACAGUCUGAAGAAACUGAUGCAUUAACUGAGCAUUAAAGCAUGCAAACCUUUUCAAUUAAUAACCCAAAUUAAAAUAUUUAACCUGAAUAUGAGCAUAAUAAGUCUCCUUUAAUACCGACUUUGCGGUUCUACAGAAACUCUUUAGACAUUAAAACUAUGAGGCCGUUUUUAAUGUUUAAGUGGGUGCAACAAGUUGUUUACCACGUUCAAUUUGUUUGGUCGGCUUUUACAGUCAAUCGUCAGGGAAGCAGAAAUACUACACAUAGAACCUUUAGGGAGGCCUGUGGUAUAGUUUGUGUGGUUGUUGUUUUACCAAGUGGACAGAUAUUAGUGUCCUUACGAACACCCUCUGCUCAUACCACGACCUCAGUCUGCCAAUAUUCUGAGUCUUGCUUUUGACUGUGUACAUGCAGUCCAUUGUAUUGAAGGGUCAAAGCAAUCCACUAUCAACAAACUGCACUUACAGUUUUGUGUUGCCGCCUUCAUAGGACUCAAACUAGUUAAUUAGACCUUUGAUGACCCAGUUGGUGUAUAUAUUUCUUUCAAUCAUGUGUUACUGGACAUAAUGACAGAGAAAUUUGUGUACAAGGCAUCUCCUGUGCAGUUUGCAGGCGCUGGCCAUGUAUUAUUGUGUUAAGUGAAAUGGCAGAUGACCAUAAUCUCAUUCCUUUCGUUGGCAACAAUGUAAACAUGCUAACAGCUGUGAAUGUUAGUUGGAAAACAGUUAAUGUCCAAUAAGUUUGGUGGAUUAUCCUUCACAAACCUGCAUAUAAAGGAUAGCCUUAAGUUGUGAUCUUCUGGGUCCAACAGAGAUCAAAGAGUUAGAAAGAAGGACGUAUUUGCUAAAGGAACUGGCCAAUAUUUUCUAUCUGAAUCUUAUGUCCAUAUCUUUGCUCCAAUAUUUGCCUUUACAUGACUGGCAAGCAGCUCAAGUGGGCAGUUUUAAAAGAAUGAACAACCAGAAACUAAAAAACUGAUCUACCAUAGUUUCGUCAGUGGAUGAAAAUGUCCGUUCUUACUUUAGAGACAGCGCUCCAGUUUUACAGACGCUCAUGUCCACAUAGAAAAUUCAGCAGCUAUAGCCAAUGUUGAUUUUAGAAAAUGAAUGAAAAUCCUAAAAUUGCUCAAGCAGCAAUUUGUGUCAGACAUUAUAAGGAGAUUAGAAAUCCAGAGUCUCAAAUGUACAAACCCCUAUAGAAUUAUAGCUAAUCAGAAUAUGUCACAUGUUGAUGUUUGACAUUCUCCUUUUUACAUCCUGACUCCACAGGGGAAAAAAUUUAACAUUUUACAUUGUAACUCUGUGUAUAUAAUAUGCAAACACAUGUGGCAUUUUGCACAUAUGGCUGAAAAACAUCAGCAUCUUUUGUAGUUAUGGUUUGUAAUAGACGAGUGUGUUUUCCAGCAUUAUCAUUUUGUUGUUUUUUUCUCAAGUAAUGAUGUCAUUACCUGUUUGGAGCAAUUAUGACAUAUCUUUGGCAUCAAAUGGACACCUACCCCCAUUCAGUGUUUUGCAUUGGAAAACAUUUUUUGAUAGUGUGUAAAUCACUUGAGUGGAAGUAAAAUGUUGACAUUAAGCUAAUUUCAUUUACCUUUUUUUAAAUUCUUGACAAAAAAAUAAUUAGGACAUUUGACUUUCUGUGAUGAAACGUGGUUUCAUAGUCCACAGAACUUGACCGUGCCAUUUUGUGGACAGUUCCAUUACUUGUUGUUAGCAUUUGGCACUGCUUCUCAAUACCUUGAACCUUGGUUGAAUCUUUGUUUUUAAGAAGAAAAAUAAGAUGUAAUACAUCUUAACUUUGAAAUUAUGGCAUCUAUGUGAGCCCGGCAUCAUGACCCCCGCCCCACUGUACCGAUAGCAGAGAGCAAUAACACGGACAACAGCCAAAUUUAAUUUAAGCCUUCCAACAAGUUAAUUGCAAACCACCACCACCAGCAUGUUUAUUAUAUCCGAGACAGAAACUCACGGACCAGGUAAAAGGUAGAAGCUCAAAAUGAAUAUUUUCUACAAUGCAUUGCUAAUGCUAAUGGGUUUUUUUUCUAAUAAAGAAUCAGAACUUAGUAAACCUGGACCCUGCUUGAAAUCAUUGACCAUUGUUUCACUGUUGUCAGUGGUUGAUGACAUUUGGACCUAUGACAGGAUGACUCCAGUGCUUCUUAUGGGAGUUCUUCAAGAAUGACUAAAAUUGAAUUGCCAUAUUCAAAGUAAGAAUUAAGAAUUUUUACUUGCCAAUAGAAAGUAAAGUAAGUAGCACCUGAGAACCCUGCAAAACACCUGAAAUGGCUGCAAAACAGAAGACUGCACACAUGGAGGAAUUUGGUAAUGCUCUUGGAUAUCAGGGUUUUUGCACCUGAAAAUGUUGCGUGUGUUUGUGUUUUGUGCAUUUUUUCUUUGACAGGUUUGCCCAGCUUUAAAGAUUGUGGACUGUGGAGGGAUUUGAGGCUGUGUAGUGUGGAAUCGCGAAUGAGCAAAAUAACUUUCCCGAGUUGACAAAGCGUCAGCUGGCACUGUGCGAAAGAUUACAACGGAGCUAUGCACAAAGGUUUGGAGCAACAAGGCCUUUUGUUGUCAACACAUUGACUCUGGUGCCACCGUGCCAGUGUAGCACAAAUUGCAUGUAAGGUCACUUAGUUUUAGCCAUGUGGUAGUCAUAUUGCGUGGCAAAUUUGAAAAUCUUUGUUUUGAGAAAAAGAACAGUGGAUGUUAAGUUAGAACCUAAUGGACUUUGGUCCAUUCUCACACUUUAAGAGCUCGCUUGUUUAAUAGAAAAUACAUUUUUGUUCUUUUGGCUAAAACAUUUGGAUCUUUUAUCAAAUGUUGUCGCUAAGUUAACUCUUAUCAAUCUAUAUUUUAUUUUUAGUGAUUGCACUGAAGUGAAGUUACUUAAACAAAAACCUUUUGAAAUAAUAAAAUUUUCAGCAGCUUCAGGUGUUAAAUUUCUCUGACGCCUGUUUAAACCUGCUGUUUGAUCAGUGAUACAGUGAUAGUUUGAGGUGGAAAUCAGCUAAUAUCUGCCAUAUACUCUAGACAUGAUAUUCUGUCAACAGCCUUUUGUAAGUUAUGUAUAUUUCCAAGUUUUAGAACCAGCCAUUAAAUGCAAUGGAAAUCAUAAAAUCCAUUAUAUAUAUUUUUUCCAAUUGACGAGUAGAUUUUUAACCUGACGACUACAUGAGCUUCAGUUCGAGACUGUCAGGUGGCUGACUUAAUGGACAGCAUUUGGAUGUUGAUUACUUAAUUAAAAUGUCCCCUCGACGUAUUUUUUCUUGAUCACAAAGUAAAUGGAAAAUUAGAACAUAAAGGUUAAAGAUGCUGAAAACCUUUUUUGUUGUUGCUGCACCAUCUUAAGUAAAUGUUUCAAAUUGGGUUAUGUAUCCGGUUGGAAGGGUUUUUGUUACAGUACAGAACAAUUUCAUUAGUUCUCUUUUUCCACACAGUGUAUGAAUUACAAUACUGGACUACAAAUACUCAUAUACUUUGGUAAUAUAAUGGGCUAAAGUGUAGAUUUUAAAACCUGCAAUGUUAUGUUUGUCUGUUGGUGUUGUGUGCCAUUUGUUUUUCUUUAACAGGUUUGACCGUCUUUAAAGGUGUUGGACUAUGAAAAGGAACUUUCCAAACCAAGAAAUUCAAAGUCAGUGGUAACCGCAGAUUUGGCAACGUAUACAUUCAGCUGCGGCUGUAUGCUGCUUCUGUUUGAGCGGCUUUUGUUAAUGAACAACGACCACCCUGAAGACCAAAUAGAACGUUAUUUGAAAAAAUAUUGAUUGUGAUAGAUGGUUGCUCUUCACCUUGAAUGGCACCUUGGAAAGUUGGAAGAUUUGAACAUUUGUUCAUUUUUAUUGCAUAAGUAAAGAAACCUGGGACCCAGACGAAUUCUGGGAGCUUAUUUAAAUUUGCUUUGACAGAGUGCGGUCUGGAUCCUCUACAUUGGGAAGUGAUUUCCCCCGCCAGAAAACUUGGUCCAAUCACAACAGACGUAUCUGAUAAUGGGCGUAGAAACAACGCGUAGAGAAAUUACCAAGGCUUCCGCUAACGAACGAGCAUUCGACUAAAAGUAACCAAUAUUUUUCACCGACAUUGUGGAAUCAUCAUCAUCACAGACAUCUCAAUGCACUUUCUAGUCUUUUGACAUUUUCACAUUGCUCAACAGACGUCACAUGAUUACUCUGCGUCCCUUUGAAAUUUAAAAUGAACCACGAGGUUCAAGAUUAAUACGCAUUUGAGUGUUAGUCUGCCUACACCAGACUAGGAGUUUCCCUUAUUGCCAACACAUUUUGACUCUGCAUUAUUGGAGUUAAAAAAAAAGCCCCUUUCAUACACACACGUCUUCCAUUAACCUGAUCCCAAAUCAACGUCAGUCUCGUGACCGACUGAAUAAACAGCCUGGUCACUUUUCCUAAAAGUCCUUAAUAUAUUCCUUUCAACAUGGAUCAAAUCUGAAUGAAUACAGUCCAAUUAAUUGUGCGUUGGCACUUAGUGCCUACCAGUCACAACAGGCCAGGGAGUGAUGAUGAAACAUCUGCAACUUAACUCCAAGCAUGAUUUUAGACAGAAUUUGUUCAUGCCAACAUUAGAUAGCUGUUCGAGAUUACCAGGCAGCUACAGUGAAACGUCAUGGUGGAAGCUGUUGUCAUAUGCAACUUACUAUAUUAGUCUUACGUGUUGGAGGCAAAACAUUACGCACAAUCUUUUCAUAAGUGUUGUCUAAACAAAACCAUAUGGAAGAUUAAAUAUAAAAGUCCUCCUGUGUUUGAUUGAGACAAAGAUGCUACUUUUACAUCAUGACGAAGCCAGGAACAUUGCUGACAAACUCAUCGUCGUAUACAGUAGCCACCAAUCACAUUUAUCAGGCUGCACAGUAUUAGAGGUUUGGAACAGGGAUCUUGUUGCUGACACAUUUCGACUUAUUAGCGUGAAUAUGGAAAACGUUGACAGUGAUUCUAAUCCAAUAUACAUGUCAAAUUCUGUAAAUAUUUUCCCUCAUGGUCCACUAGCUCUCCAUUCUGUACGAGAGCUGAAAUAAUAUAUUUAUAUUGUGUUCCUAAUCUGUCCUGGCUCCGUCAAUUGGGAACAAACAAAGCGCCUCGGACCAUUGGGAAUGAAAGACAAUCAUUUUAGCAUAUGUUAACAGAUAUGCUCACCUGUCCUUGUUUCCUCUAUCAUUGUAUUUGUAGAACCUGCAAAAGGUUUUGCUGCCACUAAGACCUAAAACGCAAUUCGAUGUGCACAAUGUAUUACAUUUAGAUUGAUGCUUAAUGCUAUGCUAGGCCAGGUAAACAUUUCUUUCUUUGUUAGCCUAGCUACAAAUUUUGGGGGCGGAGCUUCUGAAGGAAGUCUUUUCCAGAAUCGCUUGCAAGACAAGUUAUAUUGUAAGUUAAUGUAACAGACAACACCGUAGAUUUCCAUUUAGAGGACUAUAACUUGGAUGUCGCCUAUUUCCAUCUCAUUUUGACGCCAAUAUUGAAGCGUAAAUGUAAAUCUGAGCUUGGAUGCUGACAUUUUUUAGGAAAAGUCCAGAAUUGAGAUUUGUUUAAAGGUAGCCCCACACUCACCUAGCUGACUGUACAUUAACUCUAUCAGAGUUUCAGAAUGGGGAUGUCCACUGUUUCCAGCACAUUUACACUUUGCUUCACUAGAGUGAAAACAGAACUCUUCAGUCAACAUUGAUUUUAAGGCAGCGUCAAGCGCCUGUGAAAGACUCCCCAGUAACUGUUCUGAAAUAAGAAUAAGAAUCUAGCAAUUUCUUUUUUGCAUCUUUAUAGUAAAAAUUGAAGACAAACUGUGACUCUGGCAUUCAACCCUCCACCAUAGAAAAAAACAAUUCCUGACUUAAAAUAUAUUGGGGGGGGAAAGCUACACUUGUACAGCAGACCAACCACCUUAUUCACCAACCUACCUGAGGAAGGAAGCCACGGCACCUUUCGAUUGAAGAGAGGAUGAUGUGGUGUGUUGUGUGUGUGUGUGGUGUGUUUGUUUCAUGUCUUUGGGUACAUGUGAGGUGCGUUAGCCGCUGUCAGCCAGCUUGUCAGAGACAGGCUGCCCCAGUCCACAGUAGAGGCUCCUCUCUGCAGUUGGGUUACAAUGACGAUGAGUAGUUCUGCAGAAGUCAGUGGACAGUAAAGCCUGGACUUGUUUGCACUGCAGCCUGAGGUAUGCUUACACAGAACAGCUGAACAAGUAAGGUAAGUGUCCCAUCCAUGUUUAUAAUACAAGAUGCAUAGCUCUCCCAUAACUGACCAAUUUCUUUUCCUGUGUCACUGCUCCGAGUGACGUUUACAGGGCUUCUGGCAUCACACUUACCAAAGAAUGGCAUCACAGUGCAGAUCUCUGUUCUUCAACCUUUUUUGUGUGUGUGGGUGUGGCGAAGCAUUAUAGCCUGUGCAGUGUGUGUGUUGUUGUUGUAGUACCUAAACUUCUCGAUGUGUGUGUGAAAAAGGACUGACUGGACUGAGUCACUGGUUUAACACCACAUUUUAAAAAUACCGAAAAACUUUUCUUCUGGAUGUCAACAGGAAGACAAUCCUGUUUUCAUUGUUUUGUCAGUGAACAGCCGAUGGUAAAUGGUUUGAGUCAAACAUGAAUCCAAAUGCAUGCGACGGCGUUUUCCACUGUCAGUCUCUCUCAGAAAGCUCUUGUGGCGGUUCUGUCUUUUUCUCUUUUACAUCUGUAACAGUCCAUUAGUUCCAUGUCAGAUCAAGACACUGUACAGAAGUUGAUUUUCUGGAUUGUUGACGUUUAUAACUACACUUCAUAGCUUGUCGUCCCGUCAGAAACGACACAUGCCAGUCUUAAUUUCUCAUAAAUCAAAUCUGCAGUCGUCCCAGUGUGGAUCGCUGUAGCACAACCAGUUAUUCAACUCACGACGAGUUGUGUCAAGCGCAGUAUCGACAUCGACACUCUUGACUCAGUUUGUUUGUCUGUAAAAUGUCUCACACUACGAACCAUUAAUUUCUCUUGUACAGGGAUGGGAGCUCUGCCCAGGGUUAUUUUGGGUGGGAUGGUAGAAGACUACACCUCAACCUCUGUGACUUUGUGUUUGUACAGACUUUGGUGUGGAUUUUCUUUGUUUACCAAUGAAAAUAUUCAAACUGAUGACUGAAUUCCUCCGUUGUUGUUUUUUCUUUUUGAACUAUUCAUUCUUUUCCUCUUGCACAACCUCUAUAACGAGUAUAACGUUGGGAUUUAGUCUCACCUGAAAUAUCUAAGUCAUUGGAUUUAUAGUCAUUAUCGAUUAAUCUGUCGAUUAGUUGUUUGGUCCAUAAAAGUUUCCCAAACCCCAAUAGGAUGUUUUGUGUUGUCCACGCACUAAAAUAUAUUCAUUCUACGGUGAUAAAGCUGCAAAGAAACCAGAAAAUAUUAACAUUUAAGGUGCUGACACUAGAGAAGUUUGGCUGGUUCUAAAACUUUCUUUUACUUCCUUGAUUAUCAAAAUAUUUGUCGAUUACUUAAGUAGUCGAUUAUAAUGACAGGGAACCUGUCCAUUUAUUUUUCUUCAAAUGGAAAAAGAAUGUAUUUGAAACCAUUUAUGUUUGCUCUCUAUGAACCUGCUAAUUUUCUGCCUCACCUCUAGAGGGGCUACUAGAAUUUGGGAGUCCUCAGUCCUAUUGUAGUGGUUGAUGCAACCAUCACCCCCGCUGACAGUAAGUGUUAGCACAAUGCAUUCACAGCUAUUCGUUGAGUUGUGACUGAAUAUAUUCAAUCAGGAAGUGAAUGCUGGUCAGUCAGUUUUCAAACUGGGCAACUGGCGAUUCCAAAAAUCUGUGUCAAGCUCUUGAUGACUAGGAGUUGUGUCAGUGAUGCAGUUUAAAACAUAAAGGUGGUAGUGUCGAUGUAGACUUCGAAUCAGGGUGUUUUUAAGUUUUCUUCAGUGUCAAAGUAAUGCAGUGAAAGUUGUUUGUACAUCCGUAGGGGUCAACUGUAGGCAGGAAAGUGGUAGUGGUAAUUUGGCCUAAUAAAUAAUAUACCAGUUUGCCAAAAUUGCUUGUUUGAUCCACGGCAAAAUUCAACGUCCUGUUUACGUCAACCAAGGUUUUCCUUUUUGUGGAGACGCAGUUCUUCUCUUUCAACUGAUUUUCUUUUCCUGUUGUGCCCGACUCUGUUGCUCUCCUCUCUUCUCUCCUCUCAGUACAGUUCUGCUCAUAUUGUGUCACUCUGUCUAAAUGCCCUGUCAUGCCAGUGACCAGCCAGCCAGGUUGAUAAAAGGUACAGUUACCUGACGACGGAGGCCACAUAACUUUUGUUGCUCGUACGUAGGACUUUGUAUUGUAGCGGUGACGGUCCGGUGGCGCUGCCCUGGAAUCUCAUGUUGAUCGAGAGGAGACUUCAGCCCUGGAGGCUCUCGAUGUCUUCGUCUGCACUGUGAUCCAUUUUCAAUUUUAUUUAAAGUCCUGAUCUGAGACCCAAAAUCUCCUCCAUGUCCUGCCUCUGAGUGUGAUGCCAGAAUGACCCAUUUGGCCUCUUAAACGGCCUCGUGUUUAAAAGAAGAAAAACAAAGGGCACUGCCCAAACGUCUGCACUGAAGAUGACCGACUCCUGUAGAUGGUGUCUCGUCUGUGAUGUGCAGCACCCAGCUCACUUUGGACCUGAUGUGUCCGUACGAUGAAGUCCGGCUUCACGUGGCUCCGUAGCAGAACUCAACUGGAUUGUCGUCCUGAACAUUUUUGUUUUGUCCCUUCCUCCAGUUUCGGAGCAAACAAACGAACGAAGUGUGCUGCGAUGCCUUUCUAUAACUCUUACCUGUGAAUGAUCUCUGUCAUACUCUCCUCACACCCACAUACACCACGUUAUUCACACAUAAUGCAUGUUCACAUGAUAACAUCAUAACCUCUGUCUACAAUGUUUAAAAAGGUUUUUUUUUGUUUUUCCGCAUACACCAAAAACACAAACGCACUGAUACUGAAGCGUCACAUUGUCCUUUUUAAGGUGGCAAACUAGAGUUCUUUAUAUAUAAAGAAAGUAAUGAGCAGUUCACUGCCAGACUCUCACUGUCUGUCUCUCACCACAGGAGCCUGGACCUGCUGAAGGAGGCUGAUCAUCCACUUCGAUUAACCGUGGUAACAUGAAGACGAUGUCUGAUAAAAAAGCAGAGCUGCAGAAGACUUCGGGAACUGCACAGUGGUGACGUCAGGAUGACUUCCAAAGCUGCAGAUGCAGUACCAGGAGGCAUCCAGCAGAGGGCGAACGUCCUGCGGGCCGGAGGAGGGCAGCACCGUUUACCCAUGAAGUUUUAAUAAUAAAUGAAUGAUGAUGAUAAA